CCCUUUACCCAUUUUCAUCCAGGGGUGCCGCUUGUCCUAACAAACAGAUGAAGAGAAGAGUCACAACCCAAACUGUCAGGAUUACGGCACAUGACAAGAAUCACAGGGUCAAAGAUUACAUACUCUGGUUGCCUAGCAACUGGACACGGAUGGUGGCUGGAGCCACGGCUGACCCCCAGAGAAACAGCUGCUAAAGCCGGGGAAGGCUAUCAUGGGGCAGAGCAAGAUGGCCAUGGAAGUCUAUCCUCUCCAGCAAUAAGUCCCACUUUAUUGGAUGCAAUGAUAGCUGGAGAUUGGUCUGGAGAUCACGUUAGCAAUUCCAUGAAGAUGCCUUCACGAGGUACACCAGCCGGAGCCGGUGUUUCAGCCAUUUAUCUGAAUUGUCUCUUCAGCACAACAAUGACAGACUACAUGUUCCUCGUGCUACUGCAAGCGGCCUGCGGCGUCUCCGGACUUGUCUCCCGUCAAGCACAUCUAGGACGUUAUUGGUCAGCAAUUGAUAAGGGCUGCCAUGUUGCUCUUGAUGCUUUGUGUGCCCAAGUCCAUUCAGCAUGGCAGAACAUUCCUCAGACAAGUCCAUACAAGCACCGAGGGACAAACACAGACGGAGUCUGGACGGCACACUUCACACCUCGUAAAACCGGGAACAGCAUAAUAACGGCCGGGAGAGGAACGUCUAUUGCGCUGUUUGUUAAUAAACUACCGACCCCCCCCUGCUCGUCAGCUGGACGCUUCACACAAGUAUUUACUGGCCGGGAUUACAGUCGGACGUCGCUUAUCAGGCUCCUACUGGAAGAGCGUAACAAUGUGUCGGGAGGUUUCUGGACAUAAGCCCUGGGACCUAUGAAACCUGUCAUUGAGGGAUGUCCAGUAGAUCUCCACCCCAGAGGAUCUGGAAGGUUGGAUUGUCAGCACUGAAGUUGGCGUCUUCUUUGUAGACACUUGUUACUAUUCCGAGCCCUUUAUCAAUGGCCUCCAACUCUCAUCCUCAUUAUUGUCCUUCUUUUCACGUGACCAAGGACCUAUGCCUGGCAUCAUCAUCUUAUUACUUGAUCCCUAUCAUCUACCAUUAGCCUUAAUGAAGAACGUAUCCAUAUUAUCUUCCACCAGGGACCUACACCUAACAUCAUCCAAUAUCAUAACCAAGAACCUACACCAAACAUCAUCCACUAUCAUAACCAAGGACCUACACC
Messenger RNA from Hyla sarda, 1193 nucleotides. RefSeq lists its product as uncharacterized. The record is from RefSeq and is a predicted model, not a curated record. Bases 91 to 831 code for a protein of 246 amino acids. The transcript has 5 exons. NCBI's taxonomy places the organism in Eukaryota, Metazoa, Chordata, Amphibia, Anura, Hylidae.